Molecule: messenger RNA, 258 nt
Organism: Cladophialophora bantiana CBS 173.52
Lineage: Eukaryota; Fungi; Ascomycota; Eurotiomycetes; Chaetothyriales; Herpotrichiellaceae
Exons: 1
Coding region: 1-258 (85 amino acids)
Source: RefSeq, a predicted model, not a curated record
AUGUCGUCGCCGUCCAAAGUCCCAGACCGCUACAUGAUCCACGUUACUCUGUACUUUGCCCCCGAACACGUGCCCGUCGCCCUGGAAGCGUGCAGAAGCCUCUUCGAGGAGGCGUGGCAGGACCCCCGGCUGGAUUUCUGUCAGAUUGUUCAAGACGCCGACGAACCUGGCACGAUUCGCAUUCAGGAAGCGUGGAAUGGGUCGAGGAAGUAUCUGGAAGAGGUAUGUACCGAGUGCCGAGUGCUCGCUUUUCAUUAA